This is a messenger RNA of Coccinella septempunctata (seven-spotted ladybird), 3351 nucleotides long. Its product is annotated as dual serine/threonine and tyrosine protein kinase-like. The transcript has 11 exons. Lineage: Eukaryota; Metazoa; Arthropoda; Insecta; Coleoptera; Coccinellidae. The record is from RefSeq and is a predicted model, not a curated record. Gene Ontology annotation, biological process: protein phosphorylation. Gene Ontology annotation, molecular function: protein kinase activity; ATP binding. The coding region runs from base 199 to 2943 and encodes 914 amino acids.
AAUUAUGUGGUGUCCUCAUCAGUAGUUCAUAAUUUGGUAGUCUGCGGUAUACGAUAAUUUCUGUGUUCCGUUGUGGUUUUGCGUAUUGCUGUUGAAAAUUAUUGUUGACGAUCGUUUUUCCGACCAAGAAGUAUAAUAAUAGGUAUGACAAAAAGCGGCAUUUCAUAAAAAAAUCCACGCUCAAAAUAUAAAAAAAACAUGUUAACCGAUAUUCCAAAGGAAUUUCGUAAAUAUGCAAGAAACUGCCAGAGCUUAAGGAGGAUAUUAAAGGAAACUCGAAAUGCCUUGGAAGAUAUCGGCAAUAAUAUACAAUUAGGAAAUGAACUCAAAAAUGAUCCAUCAAACCUGGAAAUUCUGGCCAAAAUUGAAAGAAAACUUGAAAGGAAACCAUCUUUAUUGGUUUUCGGUCAAAACUGUACAGCAAAAGCAAUAUUCGUAAAUAGCAUUUUUGAACAACCCAUAUUACCAUUAUAUGGUAAAAGGUGGAGAUAUGUUUCCUUCAUUUAUGGUUCAAAGAAAAAUGUCAGAUUAACACUAGGCAAUGAAUAUGAAAUUUUGGAAAAGUUGAAAGCUCAUGAUCAUCAGUGGGUGACUAUUCCUGAGGAAGAUAUUCAGUUAGGCGAACAAGAAUGUCCAACUCAACAUUGUCCCUCAUUAGAAGUGGAAUUAAAUAAUCCCUUAUUAAAAGAAAAUGUAGUAAUUAUGGUGCCCCCCGAUUGUCAACCGGAAGAGUAUCCCGAUAUCUUGUUUCGACAUACAAAGAACAUACUGCCUGUGAUAAUUUAUGCUGUCUCCGAAGAUGUGCUUAGUGAUUAUGAUAUUCAAGAAAUCAGGAAACUGAAAGAUAUAUUUAAGCUUCCAUUUUUAUUUGUGAGUGUAUCGAAUAUUGAAAGAAAUAGUGUAAUAAGUACAGAAUCUCUAACUGAAUCCGAACAACAUCGCUUUGAAAUAGGUAACAUUGCAUUCGCAAAGCUACAGAAUUUACGUGAUCAACUACUGAGAUUAGGAUACUUGAAUGAUUCUGAAAAGAUAAAGACUGAUGAAGUAAUGAAUAAACCAUCAUUUUGUUUGGAAUGUUCUCUAGAUAAUACUCUUACUUGUAAUUCAAAAAUCAAUGAGGAUUUCAUAAUAUUCAUUAGAGAAGUUUUCAAAUCCAGCUUGCAAAAAAUGGCUGCAUUACUCAGCGAGGUACACAAUAAAUAUUUAAGAAAAUUCAUCCUUUGUGCUUUCGAUAUGGCUCGUGAAAUUCAAAUUACCCCAAAACGUAUAUUAUACUCUCAAGAGAUUGAACUUAAGCUUUAUCAAGCUUUAAUGAAAAUUGCCUGUGAUCAACAAGAAGAAAUAACAAAAAUAAUACAAAAAACACUUCAAGAUAUGAAAGCAAAUGUAGCCGAAGUUCUGGAAGGAAGUACAGUCAUAGGUGAAACUCGAACCAAUCAAACUCCCAAAAUUGCCACCAUGGAAAUACAACAAUUAGUCCUAAGGAGACUAAGCAAUUCCGUAGCAAAUGAAAUAGUUCAAUCGGUUGGAUGCCUACAAGAAAGUUUCACUGGAACUCUCCAAAGAUGUUUGGAGAGUCUCGAAAAACAUUGCCAUGAAUUCGAAGGCAGUCUGUCGGCUUCAGAUGCGGUGAAGCAAAUAAUAACUGCUGCUUACAACAUUGACCUACAAUCAUCCACAUCCUCUUCGGUCAUUCAGACUUUCAUUGAUCGUCUAAGAAUGACACUCUCAACCUUUGUACCUUGGCAUAACACUUGGCUAUCCUCUGGUCAAGAUCAAUGUAAUCUACAAUGGCAGUUGCAGGUUGUGACCAACAUGAUCGACUCACUUAGUGCUUCGAAGUUAGCUAAAACCAUAUCACUUCAGUUUCAAGAAUCCGUUAAAUCAUCCCAUGAAGCUUUUCAAUCAGCAAUUAGGUCUUUGGAAAACCAACUUUCGGGUCAGCUGGAACAAACUGAAGAGCAACGAAUAACUAUUCGGAAAAAACAUGCUCCAAAAUUCGCAAGAUUGGCCUUGGAAAGCACUUCAUUAUGUGAUCUCCUUAGGUGGGGGAUGCCCAAACAGAUAAAGGAAAUAGGUAGAGGUCAGUAUGGAGUAGUGUCAUCAUGUGAACCCUGGGGAGGGGUAGAACCAUGUGCAUUUAAAUCGGUAGUUCCUCCAGAUGACAGACAUUGGAAUGAUUUAGCUAUGGAGUUUUACUACACUAGGAGUCUUCCUGAGCACCCAAGGAUAGUGAAGCUUAGAGGAUCAGUAAUAGAUUACACAUAUGGAGGAGGUAGUUCUCCGGCAGUUCUCUUGAUGAUGGAAAGACUGACUAGAGAUUUGUACUGCGGGCUUAAUCAGGGAUUGUCAUGGCCAGUUAGGUUGAGGGUUGCUAUAGAUGUUGUCAAAGGUGUAAGAUAUUUGCAUUCGCAAGGACUUGUUCACAGAGAUAUUAAACUCAAGAAUGUUCUGUUGGACAACGCCGAUAGAGCCAAGCUCACAGAUUUUGGUUUCUGCAUCCCCGAAGCAAUGAUGUCUGGAAGUGUGGUAGGAACACCUGUUCAUAUGGCCCCGGAGUUACUGUCUGGCCGUUAUGACUCUAGCGUGGACGUUUAUGCAUUUGGCAUUUUAUUCUGGUAUAUUUGUGCUGGACAAGUGACUCUCCCUCACCAAUUCAAUCAGUUCCAUAAUAAAGAGCAAUUAUGGAACAAUGUUAGAAAAGGUAUAAGACCAGAGUGCUUGAAAAAUUUCGAUCAGAGAUGUUGGAAUCUAAUGGAGCAGUGCUGGGCAGCAGAACCCUCCGAAAGGCCACUUUUAGGUUAUGUUCAACCACAACUCGAAGGGAUUUACAGAGAUGCUUUAGCCGGUGGAAUUGAUGAUCUAUCAUUAACUGAAAAUUCUAAUGAAGACUUUGCUCAUUUUCAAAAUAUCGACUCGUUCAAUUCAAUGCGAAUUGAAUGAGAUAAUAAUUUUCAUUUUGAAUGCAUUUUUGUUCUUUCACUGCUUGUGUAACGCCUUCUUCAAGUAUUUACAGUAUUCGUCAAUAUUAAAUCGAGGGUAUUCACGUGGUAAUGAAUCGAGAGUCUGAAGCCCUACUACCUGUUUUAUUAUUAUUGUCCAAACCUUCGAUUAUAUGUUGAAUAUUUCAAUUUUGGAUCCACCGAUUUUAUGUAUUGUGUAUAUUUUUUAUUCCAAUUAUAACAAAAUUGUUUUCAACGCUCAUUAACUAUAUUGAAAUUUGAUGAAAUUGUUAUGUUUGCACAUUUGGAAUUUUUUAUAUAAAAUUGUUGAAUUUUAGAAAACCUUUUCCAUGUCUCUCAAUAUUAUUUAUUAUUUUUUAAAGCGCUAAUAAACUAUUUUUAUUAAUGA